AUGGGCCGGACCAGCUUCACUAUAUGCGAGGACAAGGUUCAGAUGGACGCCCAGCAGCUAGCACGUAUAUUCCAUGACAACUUAAAAGUCGAUGAAUCACCAGACGUAUACAUCAAGGCAUUAGACGAACUGGUUAGCGGAAGCAGCGUAAUAAACGUUGAGGACAUUGAGGAGGUUGUGCUACACUGUAUUAAAGAUCAUACCGAAUCUCGUAAUCAUUUUCUGCAGCUAUCCAGGACCAGACCCGGGAGCCUGCUUGAAUUGCUAGAGUAUGGGAGCGGCAAAAGUAUUCCUGCGAUAGUUGAUGCCUUUUCAAACGCUCAAGACACGAAUGCAGUUCUCCGUGAAAUUCAAAAGCUACUACAGGAUAGGAACAGAACCCCUGCAUGGUACAUUCAACUAAUCUAUCAGUUGCUGGAGAAAAACUGGUACACAUUCAGCGACCUGGCCUUUCUGGUCCGCGUUUUGCCACGCAGAAUGGACAGUGAACAGGUACGCCCACUGUCAUUGGUGCUAUUUGCACGGCUACAUUCCUCGUACCCCAGUGACUUUGAGAAGGAGUUUACAGAUACGAUUGAUACUCUGGCAAUUGAAGCAGACGUGGGCAUCGAAGGAUCUCUAGAUGCAGUAUUAUUAACGCUGACCGAGCUAUUUCCGUUGCUGCCGUUACUAUGCUCCCAACUUCUUCUGAAACCUGAACUUCAGCAGGUGCUACGGGAUGAGAGCACACGGAAUAGGAAGACCCUACUGCUCGCCUUGAAUCUGUUAUCUGUCGCUUGUAUUGAUGAUACAGUUCGCCGCUACAUUGCAGACAACCUGCUAAAGGAAUUGGAGACAGCGUUCUCUGAUUCAGACACAAAACUGUAUGCAUCCAUUGUCUUAAUAAAAACAUGGGCCUUCAAAAAGCUGCAAUCUAUUGAUAUCGAACAACUCUGUGCAACCUGCGUAACCGAGUUGCAGUCGCCUGUCGUCAAAAGGCGUGCCAUUGCAGUAGAAGGACUCGCAUAUCUUACGUUGAAAAGCACGGUGAGGAUAUCUAUACGGGCGGAUGGCGACGCGUCUCUUAUUUUAGUCCAAUUGCUAAAAAAGAAUCCUGACUCCUCCACCAUUUACGGAAUACUUUCUACAUUGGUCAAUCUCACUGCAUCGCCCUCAGAGCAAUCAUCCGAACAGAAAUCCCUGAAUGCACUAAAGGCAUACGCAGACUUGCAUGUACCGGCCAGUGGCAAACAGGAGCCACUUGAGGAUGACGACGAAAUCGAUGCUUUCAUUGAAGACUACAUUCUUGACCUACAAGUAAUUGGUACCCUAAGGUCGUCGAAGAACGUACUGAUGGCUAACUGUAAAGAACAGCUUGCGAAACUGAUAUAUCAGGUAACGAAGAGUCGACCUUUUAUCCAAUCCUGUGUUAAACAAGGCGCCACCACGUUUUUGCUCGAGUACCUCAACGAUGCACCCGUUCACAAUAUUAUCCAAAUACUUGCCGCCAGAGCCUUAGCCCGCAUACUUAUAAAUACAGAUCCCAAACUUCUCUUCCAUCGCCAUUCCCCUAUGAACUCUGUCCCAGCUCUUUUUGGAUUGAUCCCAAUUCUCGACGGCUUGGACAAUGAAGAGGCCCUGUCUUACCUCACGACACGCGAUAGUUAUGAAGCCCUACUGGCGCUGACGAACCUGGCGGCCACAGAUAGCAGUGAGGAGCUUGCUAAGGUUAUUGUUUCCAAUAAUCGGUACUGGUUGAAGCUCAUGAACUGUGUCCUUGACGAAACUGUCCAGAUCCAACGUUCUGCACUGGAACUUCUAGCCAACCUAAUGGCACGGCCUAUCAACAUCGCAGCAAAGUUCUUUAAUCUUGCCAACCCGGAGAGCCGCAAAAACUUUGAUACGCUAGUGUGUCUCUUACGCCUUGAAGAUAUCCGUUCCCAGCGUGCGAUCGCAGCGAUUUUUGCCAACAUUGCGGGCUCCAUACCAUUCAUUGCUGAGGAGCUGCUUAAGGAAGAUGAACUAAUAAAAGCCGUCAUACUAACAUUAAAGGAGCAGUGCGAAGAUGAGGAGCUGAUGCAACGUCUGCUCUUUUUCAUUGAUGCAUUACUUGAAGUUUCACCAUCUAAAAAUGAUUCGCAUCUGCUGGUUGAUAAUAAAGACCUCUAUAAAACUCUCCAAAAGUUAGUUAUUACAAAGCUACCCCCGGAAUCAUUCGAGGCCCAGCUUUUAUCAUCCAUUCGGCGCCGUUAUUCGCUCUUCGGCUGCGAUUUAAAUCAGGAUGAGGUAGGGAAAUAA
Messenger RNA from Eremothecium gossypii ATCC 10895, 2277 nucleotides. It is a transcript of the gene SHE4, whose product is annotated as She4p. The coding region runs from base 1 to 2277 and encodes 758 amino acids. The transcript has a single exon. The record is from RefSeq and is marked provisional. Lineage: Eukaryota; Fungi; Ascomycota; Saccharomycetes; Saccharomycetales; Saccharomycetaceae.